Calypte anna (Anna's hummingbird) is the source of this 738-nucleotide messenger RNA. RefSeq lists its product as uncharacterized. The record is from RefSeq and is a predicted model, not a curated record. NCBI's taxonomy places the organism in Eukaryota, Metazoa, Chordata, Aves, Apodiformes, Trochilidae. Bases 55 to 738 code for a protein of 227 amino acids. The transcript has 4 exons.
CCGAGGGCUCUCACCGGGGCUCCUGGUGCUGUCCCUGCCCUGGCCCGGGGGUCGAUGCAGCAGUGGGGGGAUGCAAACCCCAUGGGCUGGGGUCCUGCACCCAUCCUGCACCCCAGGAUGACAGAGGGUUGCCAGGUGAGGUCCUUUCUCAGCCCCCCCCAGUGUGACAGUGCUGGGGAUGCUGGGACACUGAGGAGCUGCAGGUGCCUCCCAGGUAUGGAGAGUAUCCCAUGGGAUGAUGUCCUGGAACAGCAUUGCCAAAGACAAGGAGCCCAAGACAUCCCCCUGAAGGUGACCUCCCGUUGUUUGUGUACCCAGCACGAAGGUAAAACCAGUCAAGGCAGACUUUUUAUCUCCAGGAGAAUUUUGAGGAUGCUGGUGUGGGAAGCUGCUGAGUUCUUGACAAACCACUUCAUUAUCACCUACAAAGUUUCCCAAAACAUCAAUUUCAGCUUCACCCUAAGCACACGUGAGUGCCCUAAGCAGCAGUUUCAGGUAUUACCAGAGAGGAAGAAGCAGCAGCUCAUUUCACACUGGGCUGGAAGACAGCAAGACACAAACAUGGAUCCAGAGGACAGCAAUUUAGGAGAAAAAAGGAGCAGAAACAUGUCAGAGGAAGAAGAAGUAGGUCAGUUUUCUCCCGAGUGCAACUUCACCCUCUCAUACAGGUCACCUGCUCCAGGAGUCCAAGGGCUGCUCUGUUUCUGCAAUCCCUUUAAUGCCCCAUCCGCCACGUGA